AUGGCAUUCAAGAGAUCAUUUUCGAAUAGGGCAGGUGGAAACGCUGGUUCUAGUCCAGGCGAAGAAACCGUUAUAGAAUUGGAUAAAAAGAAGCAAGUCACAAUUCGUAAAUUCAACAACAUCAACCUAGUUGAUAUUAGAGAAUUCUACAUUGAUAAAGAUGGUGAAAGAAAACCUGGUAAAAAGGGAAUUUCAUUAACUGAAGACACCUGGUAUAAGUUAUUAGAAAACACCAACAAGAUUCAGAACGCAUUGGAUGUUUUGAAUGGUCAAGUUCCAAAAUCGGCCACCCCUUCUAAACAAGAAAAGCCAACCAAGAAACAAAAAGUAGAAAACAGUGAUGAUGAAGAGGAGUUUGAAGAUGUUGACAUUUCAAAGAAACCUCCAGCUAAACAAGAACAAGAAAGUGAUGCUGAUGAUUAG
Molecule: messenger RNA, 423 nt
Organism: Spathaspora passalidarum NRRL Y-27907
Lineage: Eukaryota; Fungi; Ascomycota; Pichiomycetes; Serinales; Debaryomycetaceae
Product: chromatin-binding transcription coactivator
Exons: 1
Coding region: 1-423 (140 amino acids)
Biological process (GO): positive regulation of transcription initiation by RNA polymerase II
Cellular component (GO): nucleus; transcription regulator complex
Molecular function (GO): transcription coactivator activity; DNA binding
Source: RefSeq, a predicted model, not a curated record